AUGGACAUUGGACUUAGAUUUAAUGUGGAAGAACAGAGUGUUAUAUCAGGUGGGACAUCAACUGGGGCAGGGGAAGUUUCUGAUUCCAACAGUAUUUCCCACCUUCAUAACAAAUAUCCGAAACAUGAUUACGCCGUCUCCGGUUCAAAAUUCAAAGGAGUGGUGAGCCAACAGAAUGGGCAUUGGGGUGCUCAGAUAUAUGCUAACCAUCAGCGCAUUUGGCUCGGGACUUUCAGGUCAGAGAAGGAAGCUGCAAUGGCAUAUGACAGUGCAGCUGUCAAGCUUCGUAACGGAGACUCACAGCGAAACUUCCCUUUGAGUGAUGUCACUAUCCAUGAGCCAAACUUCCAAGGUCAGUUCAGUGCUGAAGUAGUCCUCAACAUGAUCAAAGAUGGUUCCUAUGCGUCUAAAUUUUCUGAUUAUCUGUCAGCACGGGCCCAAUUAGGUCAUAGUUUGGCUACUCUGCCCAAUACAACAGGGUUUUUAGGCCGACAACUUUUCCAGAAGGAACUCACACCAAGCGACGUUAGCAAGCUUAAUCGUCUCGUCAUUCCAAAAAAGUAUGCCGUGAAGUAUUUCCCUCGUAUAUCUGAUUUGGAAGAGAAUAAUGAUGGUAAUAUGGAGGAAGUAGAACUGGUAUUUUUCGAUCCCUCAAUGAGGUCAUGGAAGUUUCGCUAUUGCUAUUGGAAGAGUAGCCAAAGUUUCGUGUUCACUAGGGGCUGGAAUAGAUUUGCAAAAGAAAAGGGACUGAGGCCAAGGGACAGGAUUAUUUUUAGUGCAUAUGAAUGUAGAGAUGGAUCAAACGAAGUUCGGAAACUCUGUAUGAUUGAUGUUGCAUAUUAUGAUGGUGCUCAUGGAGAUGGGAUUUUGGCCAGUAAGAAUGGUGAGGUUGCAUUGCAACUUCAGAUUGCACAGCCUACUGAUGAUCUUGAUCAUGGGGAAGAAGUUGAGGAAAUGGAUUUACAACAGAAUGGGGAAGAUGAAAAUGCAUCUGGAGAAGAAAGGGAUUUUUUGGGAACUUUUCCAACAAAUACAGAAAAAAUUGGUUUCAGGCUAUUUGGUGUUCAAAUUACUUGA
Molecule: messenger RNA, 1077 nt
Organism: Fraxinus pennsylvanica
Lineage: Eukaryota; Viridiplantae; Streptophyta; Magnoliopsida; Lamiales; Oleaceae
Source: the annotation of a GenBank genome assembly